Molecule: messenger RNA, 7620 nt
Organism: Dama dama (fallow deer)
Lineage: Eukaryota; Metazoa; Chordata; Mammalia; Artiodactyla; Cervidae
Gene: TTLL4
Product: tubulin tyrosine ligase like 4
Exons: 19
Coding region: 328-3918 (1196 amino acids)
Biological process (GO): protein polyglutamylation; microtubule cytoskeleton organization
Cellular component (GO): cilium
Molecular function (GO): tubulin binding; tubulin-glutamic acid ligase activity
Source: RefSeq, a predicted model, not a curated record
UUCAGGCCCUCGGUGCGUCCGCUGGGGGCGCGCGCAGUGCGUGUCUGGUGGCAGUCGCGCCGGCGGCUGAGAGCGCGGGUCGCGUGGCCGUGCGUGGUUGCUAGGGGCGCCUGAGGCCGCCCGCUCGCCCGCAGGCGGAGGGAGGAAGCAGCGCGAAGCCGGCGCCCAGCUGCGGCGAAGCUGAGUCCGCUGGGACUGGAACAUUCCCAGCUGUCUCUCUCCCCUUCAGGCUGACGGACUUCAAGGAUGCAGCUGCUACUGCAGGAGGCACCUGGCACCUCACCUGAGCCGGGCCAUGAGGCCAUGUGGCCGUGAUGUGGGCUCCUCAUGGCCUCAGCAAGAACAGAGCACUACGAUAUCGGCCUCCGCCGGGGACAGAGCUUUAAGCAGAGUGGGCCCGCAGGCACAGCGCCUACCCUGUCACCUGAGAAACCCUCCGAGGGCAGAGUCUGGGCUCAGGCUCAUCAGCAGGUGAAGCCAAUCUGGCGGCUGGAGAAGAAACACGUGGGAACACUUUCAGCAGGGUUGGGCCCAGGCCUCUUGGGUGCACCCCCGCAGCCAGCGUACUUCUUUUGCCCCAGCACUCUAUGUAGCUCCGGGACCACAGCUGUCAUUGCGGGCCACGGCAACUGCUGUUACCUGCACUCCCUCCCGGACCUGUUCAGCAGUACCCUGCUGUACCGCCGCUCCAACUACAGGCAUAAAGCAUACCAGCAGCUGGAGUCUUUCUGCUUGCGUUCAGGCCCGUCAGAAAAAAGACCUUUCUCUCUCCCUCAAAAGAGGCUCCCUGUCAGACUCACUGCCAAUAAGGCCACGUCUUCCAAGGUCAUCCCCAUGGCCUCCUCAUCCACGGAACCGUACUCCUCACUGGGAGCAGCCGGGGAAAGUCCUUCAGGGAGGAGCCUGGCCUCUGCCAUCUCAGGGAAGACCCCAUCUCCACUCUCCUCUUCUUCCUCUUCCUACAAACCCAUGCUGAACAACAACUCCUUCAUGCAGCCAAAUAGCACUAAAGUGCCUUUAUCGCAGGCCACAGAGGGCCUGAAGCCAGUAUCCUCACCCAAGGUCCAGCUCAUCUCCUGGCAUCACUCAGGGGGCACCGGAGACUGUGCGUUCCAGCCUGUUGAGCACAAGGCGCCCAAGAGCAGUGGCCCUGCCCUAGACAACGCCCCUCCCCACAGCACGCUGUCUACCCCCAGCUCCUUGGACACCUCCACCACCAGUGUUGCCUCUUCCCUCUACAGCCAGAGUAACUUAGUCCCCAGGGCUGAGUCGCAUCCCUCCGGCCUGGAUGGUGGCCCUGUUUCCCAGACUCUGACUAAGGAGGUUCGGUUCACUGAGGCUGUGAGGAAGCUGACUGCAAGAGGCCUUGAGCAGAAACCAAGGCAAGGCUACCAUUUUGAACAGACUUACUUCAUGAACCCCAGCUUGCAGUGGGAUCUCCUCAACCAGAACAGGCGGUGGAAACCUCCUGUGGCCGGCCAGCAGGUCCCUCAGGAGGACACUGGAGCAGACAAUAGGGUCCUCCCUGCAGUCUCGGACCCCGGGGACUUGGACAGUGCAGUCUUCUGUACCAAACGCAUCAGCAUUCACCUCCUUGCCUCACAUAGCCACGGGCUCAGCUACAGCCCUGCCUGUGGAUCUGUGAUCGACUCCCCACGUCUUGGAGAAGACAAGACUCCAGUUCCACCUUCUCCACCUCAGCCCCUUGGUGUAGCCGAGGUGGCCACCCGCCUCUCUUCCAUCCAUCUGGGCAAACUUGGGAGAGAAGGGCCUAAGGAAGCCAGGGAGCUGAACUCACCUCCUAGGACUAUAGGUUCAGCUACUGACCUCCAGCUAGACCCGGUUGAAACUGAAGAUCUGGAAGAAGAGCUACUAGAUGGUUUGGAAGACUGCUGCAGCCAGGAUGAGAAUGAAGAGGAGGAGGGAGACUCAGAGUGCUCCUCGUGCAGUGCUGUCUCCCCCAGCGAGUCUGUGGCAGUGAUCUCUCGGAACUGCAUGGAGUUUCUGACCAAACCCCUUUCCAAUGAAAAAGUUGUUCGACCAGCCCUCAUCUACAGUCUCUUUCCCAACGUGCCCCCUACCAUCUAUUUUGGCACUCCAGAUGAGAGAGUGGAGAAACUUCCCUGGGAGCAGAGGAAGCUGCUCCGGUGGAAGAUGAGCACAGUGACCCCCAACAUUGUCAAGCAGACCAUUGGACGUUCCCACUUCAAGAUCAGCAAGAGGAAUGAUGACUGGCUGGGCUGCUGGGGUCACCACAUGAAGUCUCCUAGUUUCCGAUCCAUUCAGGAGCAUCAGAAGCUAAACCACUUCCCAGGUUCAUUCCAGAUUGGGCGCAAGGACCGACUGUGGCGGAACCUGUCCCGCAUGCAGAGCCGCUUUGGCAAGAAGGAGUUCAGUUUCUUCCCCCAGUCCUUCAUCCUGCCCCAGGACGCCAAGCUCCUGCGCAAAGCCUGGGAGAGCAGCAGCCGCCAGAAGUGGAUUGUUAAACCACCAGCGUCCGCGCGAGGCAUCGGCAUCCAGGUCAUUCAUAAGUGGAGUCAGCUCCCCAAGCGGAGGCCCCUUCUGGUACAGAGGUAUCUCCACAAACCCUACCUCAUCAGCGGCAGCAAGUUCGAUCUGCGGAUCUAUGUUUACGUCACCUCCUAUGAUCCUCUACGGAUUUACCUCUUUUCAGAUGGACUUGUCCGCUUUGCCAGUUGCAAGUAUUCCCCUUCCAUGAAGAGCCUUGGCAACAAAUUCAUGCACCUAACCAACUACAGUGUCAAUAAAAAGAAUGCCGAGUACCAGGCCAAUGAAGAUGAAACAGCCUGCCAGGGCCACAAAUGGGCACUGAAGGCUUUAUGGAGCUACCUGAGCCAGAAGGGAGUCAACAGUGAUGCCAUCUGGGAGAAGAUAAAGGAUGUCGUUGUCAAAACCAUCAUCUCGUCAGAACCCUAUGUGACCAGCCUGCUGAAGAUGUACGUGCGGCGGCCUUACAGCUGCCACGAGCUCUUUGGUUUCGAUGUCAUGCUGGAUGAGAAACUCAAGCCCUGGGUUCUAGAAGUGAACAUCUCCCCCAGCCUCCACUCCAACUCUCCGCUGGACAUCAGCAUCAAAGGCCAGAUGAUCCGUGACCUUCUGAACCUGGCAGGCUUUGUUCUGCCCAAUGCAGAUGAUAUCGCUUCCAGCUCCAGCAGCUCCACCACCAGCCUGCCCAGCUCUCCCAGUGACAGAUGUCGAGUGGCCCCAGAGUACUUCACUGCACAGAAGAUGAAGAAAGCCUAUUACCUGACCCAGAAAAUUCCUGAUCAGGACUUCUACGCAUCUGUGCUGGAUGUCCUGACACCAGAUGAUGUUCGGGUUCUAGUCGAGAUGGAGGAUGAGUUUUCUCGCCGUGGUCAAUUCGAACGCAUUUUUCCGUCUCGAAUCUCUUCUCGCUAUCUCCGCUUUUUUGAGCAGCCACGAUAUUUCAACAUUCUCACCACCCAGUGGGAACAGAAGUACCAUGGCAACAAGCUCAAAGGAGUAGAUCUGCUUCGGAGUUGGUGCUACAGAGGGUUCCACACAGGAGCCGUCUCUGAUUCUGCUCCAGUGUGGACUCUCCCGGCCUCAGUUCUGACUGUCCCAAAGGCUGAUGCGACACUCAGUGCUUUCUCCAAGCCAGAGACUGUCAAGCUGAGAAAACAUGGCUCCACCGAGCAAAAUAUACCACUGUCUGAAGAUGGGACCAUACCCAAGCUGAAGAAGACCCAAGCUGGCCUUUCCCCUCCUCCCAGAAAACUCAGUUCCUCAGAGGACAGUGAGGACACCAACAAAGAGCCCAGCCUCUCCACCCAGUUGUUACCUGUGAUCAAGUACUCUGGGCAGACUUCGAGACUCUCUGCUUCUGCCAGCUCCCAGUCAGCUGGUGGCUCCCUCCUGGCUGCUGUGAGCCUGUGACAGGCUUCUCUUCACUUGCCUGCCCAGGUGCACCAGUGUCAGCUACCUCAUGGGAACCGGCCGGCUGGCCAGCCUGAACCCCCAGCCCCUCCACUCUGCCCCUCCUCAGAGUAUUUUUUGAAGUGGUUGAAUUGUAGAGAUGGGUAUUUGGCGGGCUGGAGGGGUGGUUGGGAAGGGGAGAAGGUGAGACAGGUUGACUGGCUGGCACCUCAUAUCUCAGCGGAGAAGCCAACGAUGGCUACUCAGCCUUAUAAAGCAGGGUUUGGUUUCUACCUUCAGAGAGCCAUGUGUGGUUUGUUUUGGUUCAGUGGUUUUGAGUUAUCACUCAAGAGGAGAAAGCAUAUUGAACAUAUUUGGGCCUGAAGUCCCUUGCUCUCUAUAUAAUUGAAGAGGUUCCUCUGAGGGUCCUUAUUUCCUCAGGUCUCACCCUCUCCCCUUCCCAACCCCCAUCCUGAGGAGUCACUUUCAGAAACCUUCAGACUUCCUCAGUACUUGGGCAAACAGAGACCAUGACAUGCAGAACCAGUUUCCUAUUGUCCUUGUCUUGGGGGCAUCACCACCUCCAGACAAUUUUUCCUUUCAUGUACUCAUCCAGCCAGUAGCCCUUGGUCUUCCAGCUCUGACCUCACAUCACUACUUGUUCAGCCUUCUAGACUUCCCUCUCACGGAUGUUACCUCUUCAGCUCUUAGCUUUCUGUGAGGCAAGAGCUUCUGUGAACUUUGUGAAUUUCUCAUGGCUGCAAUCAAGGAGCCCGGAUAAUCCCCAGAGAAGGGUGGAAGGAGCUGAGGUUCUCCCUUCACUCUCUCUGGUGAUCAGGGUCUGGCUCACAGGUCUCUGGGGCACGCACUCUGGUGGCCUGGCAGGCAGGUUUCAGAAACAGCCACCAUUGUAGCCUGAGCUUCCAGUCAGGCUCCUGGCUAAACUCUUCUACGCUGAAUUGGAUCUGCCUCCUGCCCCAAGACUCAGCCAGCAGCGAGUGUUCAAUAAAUGUUGUUCACGUGAACUGGAGAUCUCACAGGAUGCAAACACCUAAACCAGAAGCUCUCCUGCCUGGGCUGAAGAGCCGCCCAGGGGGAAGCCAAGGUGGGAGAGUUUGGGCCAGAAAGUUUGUUUUCAUUUGAACUAUGCUCCUCCUUAAUUUGACACCUCCUGGUUGCCUCUCAGUGCCCUCCCCAGCCCUACUGAAGCCUUACUUCUGUUUAUUUUUCUCCCAGCGGGGCCCAACAAGAAGCCAGUUGGUCCCUUGAUUCUGAUACCCGGGUUUUCCCUUUGGUGUAUCAGGCAGGAAGCUCUGCUCACGGUCUGAUCCAAGACCGUGAACAAGGCUUUCUCUGCCUUUGUUCUUGAGCUUUGGAAAGAUAGCCUGCUCCAUUCCCUGCUCUGGGAGUUCUGUGGUGAGUUGGAAGGGAACCCUGGAAAAAGCCCUGAGAGGCCUGCCUGGGUUCAAGGCCAUACCGCUGAUAUGUGAAGGCCAUGUUGACAGUUGUGAAGAAAGCUGGAUAGCAAAGUCCUGGGGCGUUGCUGCUCAAUAGCAGGGACUUCAAAGUCAGGGCCACAGGAGAGCUGCUUGACAGUCCUGUUAAAUCUCUUCUGAUAGCCUGGAAGCCACCUCCCUCUUGUCCUCCAUGGGUGCCGUGUCCUAGUGCAGAUGUCAAAACAAACUUUGUGACGGGGAUAGGAAGCAGCCUUCCUGUGAUACUACCCACUCAAGCUGUUCCGCUGGGGCUGGUCCUCUGGUGCAGCGGCUUAGGUGUGGAGGCCUGACCGAGCUCUGCUACUCCCUGGAAACCAACUUCAAUAUCAUGCCUCCGAGAAUCCCCAGAGAGCACAGCCACUUCCAUUCCCGUAACUGGAGAAGGGACUGGCCUUGCAGUAUGAUGAGAAGCAAGGGAGUGAGUGGUGGGGAAAUUGAGAGGUGGGGAUAGACUGUUCUCAGUAGUUUAAAGGGCUUGUCUGGGGGCUCAGACGGUAAAGAAUUCACCUGUAAUGUGGGAGACCUGGGUUCGAUCCCUGGGUUGGGAAGAUCCCCUGGAGGAGGGCAUGGCAACCCACUCCAGUAUUCUUGCCUAGAGAAUCCCCAUGGACAGAGGAGCCUGGUGGGCUACAGUCCAUGGGAUUGCAAGGAGUCGGACACGACUGAGCACCUAAGCACAGCAAUAGUUUAAAACAUGUUUGUACUUUUUAAAGUUUUCAUCACAUUUGAGUGUCUGGUAGAUGUGAGUGUGUUGCUGGAUGGGAGAAAGGAAUGAGGUUUAUGUAUCAUACUUCCCUUUCAGCCUUGAGAGAAAAUGAAAUCUUGCUUAUUAAGCAUUCAGCAUACAUACUUGGCAGUGCAUACCCACAGUAUAAGGUGUUUGGCUGAAUAAGCAAUUUGGGGGCAGUAAUGAGAUUUGGGGGAAAGUUUAAAUUUGAGAAUGUUGUUGUUCAGUCACUUAGUCAUGUCCCACUCUUUACGACCCCUUGAAUUAUAGCACACCAGACUUCCUUGCCCUUCACUAUCUCCCUGAGUUUGCUCAAACUCACAUCCACUGAGUCAGUGAUGCCAUCCAACCAUCUUGUCCUCUUUCGCCCCCUUCUCUUGCCCUCAGUUUUUCCCAGCAUCAGGGUCUUUUCCAGUUGGUCAGCUCUUCACAUCACGUGGCCAAAGUAUUGGAGCUUUAGCUUCAGCGUCAGUUCUUCCAAUGAAUAUUCAGGGUUAAUUUCCUUUAGGACUGACUGCCUUGGUCUUCUUCCUGUCCAAGGGACUCUAAAGAAUCUUCUCCAGCACCACAGUUCAAAAGCAUCAGUUUUUUUUUUUGGCACUCAGCCUUCUUUAUGGUCCAACUCUCACAUCCAUACAUACUAGUAUGUUCAUCCUUACUACUGGACAAACCAUGGGUUUUGACUGUAUGAACCUUUGUCAGCAAAGUGAUGUCUCUGCUGUCUAGGUUGGUCAUAACUUUUCUUCCAAGGAGCAAGCGUCUUUUAAUUUCGUGGCUGCAGUCACCAUCUGCAGUGAUUUUGGAGCCCAAGAAAAUAAAGUCUGUCACUGUUUCCAUUGUUUCCCCAUCUACUUGCCAUGAAUUGAUGGUACCAGAUCCCAUUAUCUUUGUUUUUUGAAUGUUGAAUGUCAGUUUUUUCAUAACUUGAUAAUGUACCUAGUCCUUGUUUGGAGAAAGGGGAACAAGUGCUCUUGAGGUAAGAAAUGCUGUGUAUAGGGUAUUUCUGAAGCACUGGAGCAAGAAUUUGAGGGCAGGGGCAGCAGCAAGGAGGGUGGUCACUAUUUGUUUACUUCUGAUUUACUCAAGCUUGAUCAGACACUAAGGAACUUAGAAUGAAUACUUAAUAGAAAGGUGGCAUGGGGCUAAGAAAAGAGCGUGGAUCUUGGGAGUCUGACAUAGGGUUCAAAUCUCAUUUCCUCUGCGCAGCCUUGGGCAUGUCAUCUAGCUUUUUAAAGUUUUACAAUAAUACAAAUUUAAUACCUGCAUUGCAAGAUUAUGGAAAUUGAGCAAGGUUAUGGAAAUUAUGGGGAGGGAAAGGGAGGCUAGAGAUGUAAAACCCUUUCCAUGAGGGAAUGAAGGCACUCUAGAGACAUAGAAGUGAAGGGGCCAGGACAGGGUUUAGAUACCUUAUCACACCUACCUCCACCCUGGUGCAUAAAGAAACCCUAUCACCAUUAUUCAUUCUACUGUUUCACUCUUUGUUGGGGAUUUAUUUCUUUG